This is a messenger RNA of Rhinolophus ferrumequinum (greater horseshoe bat), 1337 nucleotides long. It is a transcript of the gene TIMM8A, whose product is annotated as translocase of inner mitochondrial membrane 8A. The coding region runs from base 191 to 484 and encodes 97 amino acids. The transcript is spliced from 3 exons. Lineage: Eukaryota; Metazoa; Chordata; Mammalia; Chiroptera; Rhinolophidae. The record is from RefSeq and is a predicted model, not a curated record.
UAACGUCUGGACAGUGCCCAGGCCCUGGGAUGCCAGCCCUGAGACCUCAGUGCGCAGGCCCGGCGCUGCCACGCGGAGCGCCGAGCAGGGAAGGGGGCGCAGCGGGUUGUAGUUCCGGUUCCUUGGCGGAGACACGUGAAGGUCGGUGAGUUGGUGCGGAGUUCAUCUCGGCACGCGUGGCCGCGCUGGGAUGGAUUCCUCCUCGUCUUCUUCCGCGGCGGGUUUGGGCUCUGUGGACCCGCAACUGCAGCAUUUCAUCGAGGUGGAGACUCAGAAACAGCGCUUCCAGCAGCUGGUGCACCAGAUGACGGAACUUUGUUGGGAGAAGUGCAUGGACAAGCCUGGGCCAAAGUUGGACAGUCGGGCUGAGGCCUGUUUUGUGAACUGCGUUGAACGCUUCAUUGAUACAAGCCAAUUCAUCUUGAAUCGACUGGAACAGACCCAGAAAUCCAAGCCAGUUUUCUCAGAAAGCCUUUCUGACUGAUUUUGGCAUUACCUUUUUGGAAAAGGAAGGUAGUUCAAGAAAUGAAGAGUGGUUGAUGGAAUGAUUGAAGAAAAGGCUAUGGGGUACUGGCUCCCACUCUUGUCACUCUUGGGACGCCCUGUCAUCUGAGAAUGACCAAAGACCAAUUUUUUUGUGUGUUUGGGGUUUGAGGGUCAUAUGUGUAUUUGGUUUUUUUAAAUGUUAAUCUUGUGAAAACAAUUGAUAGAUGAAUGGAAAACUUUACUAGAUGCAUAUUACUGUAUGUGGGACUAUGUUUUUCUCAAAGUCCCAUUAACUGCUUCCUAUAAUUUGGGUAGUGGAACUGCUUUCUAUAAUUUGAUAGGGGGACCACAUGGGUAUAAUCUGUCAUUUGUGUGGAUUCAGUGCUCAUUUCUGGGGACACUGAUGUACAGCUUUGUGUCUCUGAGAAAGGGCAGCAGUGGGGGAAGAAUAACUUGGUACUUAACUGUAGACCUCCUUAUCUAGUGUUUUGACCAUCAGUGCUGGGAAAAAAAAAUAUGGAAUGUUCAUACAAUUCAGCUUUCUAAAUUAUCUCCCUUCCUUAUACUGUGAUUGAGGUAGUACAGGCAGCCUCAGUGUCCAGAGGCCUUUAGUUAUAAAGGAAUCUAGCCAGUGAACAUAAUUCUCAUUGCUAAACUGCCACAAGGAAGAAGUUACCCUGUGUAUCAGGGUCCAAGAAAUUCAAAGAUAUGCCUAAAUAAGUUAUAAAGAUUUAGGCCUGUCAAAAACUAACAGCAGUUUCAGGUGGAGGUGCAUGCCUAAUGUUAAUCAGUAUAGAUUCCAUUUACUGCAUUCUUUUGAUCACUGAAAUAAAAGCUUCUACAAGAUUCAA